Messenger RNA from Solanum lycopersicum (tomato), 971 nucleotides. RefSeq lists its product as uncharacterized. The record is from RefSeq and is a predicted model, not a curated record. Lineage: Eukaryota; Viridiplantae; Streptophyta; Magnoliopsida; Solanales; Solanaceae.
CAAAUUUAAUCAUUUCAACACCAAAAAAGCUAAGAUAUAUUUUUGUUCUUCAUAUCAACACCAACAAAAAAGUACAAAAAUGGAGAAGGAAAAACCAAGCAAGCCAAAGAAAAACAUGAUUUUGAAAUUUUUACCAAAAGCAGCAGCAGCAACCGUUAUAUUCCAAAACCACCCUUUUAGUCCAGGUAGAGAUAAAAGAUUACAUCAUAAUCACAAAGGAUUUUCUGGUCCAAUUAUAUCUAUAAUUCCAGCUGAAGCGAGAAUUAGAAAAUCGAAUAGCGAAACAAAGGAAGAAGAACCAACAUCACCAAAAGUUUCGUGCAUUGGUCAGAUCAAACAGAGGAAGAAACUCAAUAAACCCAGGAAAACGGAACGCCCAAAAUCACUCGAAAAAAAAUCAUCCAAUUUUAAAAAUAUCUUUCAAAGACGGAGAAAAACCGAUGUUGAUAAAAAUGAAACAAAUAUGAGAUGCGAGGUACAAAACAGAGCACCACCCUGUUUGAGUCAAAUGAGGAAAUAUGCUAGUGGUCGUGAAGGUAAUUUAUCGAAUUUCGAUUGGAAAAACGUGCAGAUUACACCUGAUGAUCAUCGGAAAUAUUACUCCGAUGAUGAUAGAGAUGAUUAUCAUGAAGCUGAAGAUGAAGAUGAGGUAAUAAUUCCAUUUUCAGCUCCAAUUUUAAUAGGAAGAGAUAAUAGACCAAAUUUUACUUUGGAGCCAAAAAAGGAAAUUAAUUUAUGGAAAAGAAGAACUAUGACUAAACCAAAUCCUCUUCAAUUGAAGAAAUAAGUUUUGUUUAGUUGAUUUAAGCUUAGAAUUAGUUUACAAAUCAUCAUGUUGUAAACUAUGAUGCAAGUGUAACAAUAUUUUCAAAGAAUUCAACUAUUCAAGUAAUAUAGUUUAGUUUAACAUGUUUUAUUUUUAUGAAAUCCUGUAUAUAUUUUUAUGUUACGAUUAAAGCUUGUUCAUCUCA